GCCUGGAACGGAACGGAACCGUACCGACCAAACUUGUCGCUGAGAUCAACGGGCCCCGUCGCACGUAGUACGUGCCCCAAGCUCCUCCUCCUUCCGUUUACAAAUCUCCUUCCCUCCCUCCGCUUUUACGCUUCUCUCAUGAUUCUGCGGUUCCCAUCCCAUUCCCAUGAAUGAUAAAGCAAUGAUUCGCUACGCCUAGCAUCGCAUCUCAUCCAUCCAUCUGCUGAUCACUCCCCUGCUCUGCACCUCCCACACCCCCCGCUCGCCGGAGCACCUGCACCUCAGUCCGAUCGGGCCUCGGCGGUGGCCGCCAUCUAGUCUCUCUCUCUCUCUCUCUCUCUCUCCGCCGCCCACCCACAGUCGCCGACGCACGCGUCGUCGCCCACCGAUCCAUCGCAAACCAAGCCAAGCCGCCGUUCCCGGAGCGCGGACGAACAAGAAAAGUCAACAACUCCCUCCACCUCCUCUCUCUCUCUCUCUCUCUCUCUCUCUCUCUCUCUCUCUCUCCUCGGGGCCCGGCCGCCCCGUUCGUCGGGUCGGGUCGCACGCGCGCAGGUCAACGCCGCCGGAGUGCGCGCGCGCGCGUCGCCGUGCGGUGCGGCCGACCGACCGACUCAGUCGACGACCAGCCGAUCCAUCCGUCCGUCCGGCCGCCGGACAACCAUGGGGUCGUUCAAGGGCCACGUGCUGCCGGGGACGCUAUUCCUGCUGGUGGGUCUAUGGCGGGUCUGGUGCUCGGCGUCGCGACACGCCGCGUCGCCGUCGACGUUCCGCGUCCGGGCAUGGAACCCCGUGCGCACCACCACCUCCUCCUCGCCGCUGCGGCUGCUGGAGCUCUACGUGGUGGCGGGGGGCGCGUUCGCGGACAUGUGCGUGGAGGUGCUCUACUCCACGCACCUCCGGAUCUUCGUCGACGGCGGGGAAGUCAACCCGGCGCACCUCAACGACCUCGAGCACGGCGGGAUGCUCCUCAUGUUCUUCCUCUUCGGCGCUCUCGCCCUCGCCUCCCAGCUCUGGCCCAGGUACCUCCCGCUGACCGACGGCGCACUCUGCCUGGUAGCGGCGACGGCGUUCACGGCGGAGCUGGUGCUCUUCUACUUCCACUCCACGACGCACAUGGGUCUCGAAGGCUACUACCACUACCUCCUCGUCGUCCUCGUGGCGCUCUGCGUCGCCGCCACCGUCCUGGGCGCGCUCCUGCCGGCGAGCUUCCCGGUGGACCUCGCCUCGGGCGUCCUCAUCGCGCUGCAGGGGCUCUGGUUCUACCAGACGGCGUUCACGCUCUACGGUCCCAUGCUCCCCGCCGGGUGCGCGCGUGACGCCGACGGCCACAUCGACUGCCAUGCGCGCGCCGCGCAGGAGCGCGCCGAGCAGCUCGCCAACUUCCAGUUCUUUGGACUCGUCUUCCUCGCCUUCUGUUAUGUGCUUGGGUGCUACGCUGUCGCUGCGGCGAGGUAUGGCCACCCGGAGCUCGCCGCGAUGCACGACAAGCACGUCGCGGCGAUGGAGGGCCAUGGCGACGCCGGCGGCGGUGACCGCCAGGAGGAGUGCGCGAUCUAGUGGCCGAUGGACAUUGGUGGUUGCUCUGGACUCUGGUUCUUGGAUUUGAUAUAGCUGUAUAGGAAAAUUCAGAGUACAUGCAUGAUCAGAGGUAGCUUGGCCAUUCAGAGUUUUCAGACUUUCAGAAUCAGGGUAGGGAGUGUACAUUUUGGGAUCAAUUCAGGCAAAAUUACCAAAGCUUUUUCUCUUCUUAUUUAUACAUUUAUACAAGGUUUCACGAGUUGCUUAACUUAUGAUGUAACUGUUACUGAUUUUUGAUGAGGGAGAUGUAAACUGAGAGGAAUACUUGUUAGCGCAGUGGUGUUCUUGACAAUUGUGCUGUAGAUGACCCAAUAAUGUAUGUUUUAAUUACAGAAACCAAAUUGUGCUUCUCCUUUUCUUA
Molecule: messenger RNA, 1942 nt
Organism: Sorghum bicolor (sorghum)
Lineage: Eukaryota; Viridiplantae; Streptophyta; Magnoliopsida; Poales; Poaceae
Product: transmembrane protein 45A
Exons: 2
Coding region: 664-1560 (298 amino acids)
Source: RefSeq, a predicted model, not a curated record